UACAUCUGGUGGAGGCCCACUAGGUCUCCUGGGUGAAAGUGAUUUAUCUGUAUAUUUUGGGGGAUCUAGUGCCAAGUGGCCAUACCAAAUUCCACCCCUAGCCACGCCUUCCUUGAGUUUGUCCCCACAUGCUGUGAAGUCUGCAACCGUGAGUACCUGUCCUUGUUCCUCCGAUGGGUUGCCCCAAUGAAUGUAGUUACACUCAGCCAGCCAUCUCCUGUCCACUGUUUGUCCACUGUCUGUCUGUCCACUCCACCUUUUGCCCUGCCAGCCUACGCUUGGGAGGCGGGACUGGCCUAACAGUUCUCUAAUCCAAGGUCAGCUCGAGUGCAGAGCCUGCAGCCCCGCUUCGCAGUGGGAGCAGUGUGGAGCAUAGACGCGGAUGGGCCAGGGGCCCAGGACUCAGGGCCCUUGAGCUAUCAGGGUUGCUCAAGGGGAACUUUGCCCAGAGCCUUCUCGGGCCUUGGGGACAGGUAGGUGGCUCAAGGCACCAGGCCCAUGUCAGAUUAAAAAGUGUGAUGCAGUUCCAGAUGCCUCCCUCCAUGGGAAAGGAUCCAGGGAUAUAGCUCCUCAGGACCAAGUGUCCAGAACCAGCAGACCCUCCUGGAAACCCAACUCACUGUGCACCUAUGGCCAUGACAUACAGCAGGGCAGGGUGCACCAGCUUCCCCUCCACUGUUUCACUGCACCUCCUGCUUGCACCCAGAAUCAGUAAUCUGUUUUCUGUUAGCAGAGCUGGGGAAAGCUGGGCCCUCCCUUGCAGUUUUCAAGAGUUGCUCUAAAUCCAGAUUGGGAGGAUUCUCCUUGCCCUGGCUAGACCUCCAGACUAAAGUGGAGCACACUCUGCAGAGAAGGAAGGCAGCUAUAGUGGGCUAAGAGCUUGGAGAGGUGGAACCCCACCACCACCCGCAACACCAGGAGGCAUUGAAAGAGAUCAAGGUGGUGUGCAUUGUGGCUUAGGGUUGGAAGAGUCUCCAUUUUCCCAGCUGCCCUUGAGCAGUUGGACAUGGCCAAAUAGAUGACAAUGCACUAGAAUGUCAAAGGAACAUGGGACACAAAGGGGGCUGAAUGGACCAAACAAGGCUCACCGGCCAAUUUCUUGCACUUGCCUAAAAUUUUCUCCCCCAAGAGGCAGCUCUGGACUUCAGUUUCUCCACACACAUAAGGAGAGAGUUCUCCAGAAGAUACUCUUGUUUUCUGGGCUCCUUCAUGAGGGAUCCAGCCUCUGCCCUGUACCAUGCUCCAGGAGGAAUUCCUAGGAACACAGAAAGUAGCCUAGUCUCUGAUUCUUGGUCCUGACCACCCAGGGUCUUUGUUUGGGCAGCCCCAGCCUCUCCUGGCCAAACCAGAUGCUCUUAUCUUUCUGGAAGGUCUGAAGGAUAGUUAGGCUCAUCAUUGAUUCCUUUUACCCAGUUCACAUAGGAAUAGGGACUUCAGUUCUUGGGCCCAUCCUGGGCUUCCCCUUCCCCAGAUUCACUUCUACCCCAUUCCAUGCUCUUGUCCAGUGAUGCUGCAUUUCCUGAGCUGGCUUUUUCAGAAGGAGAAAUGUGGCUGCAUCUCCAUGGUGAGGAGGAGCCUGGUGCUCAGUCCCCUGCCCCGGAAAGCCUCCCUGGUCCCUGCUUCUUCCAUAAAGCCAAGAGACUGGAGAGUCUUCAAUUUCCAGGGAUAGCCUGACAAUCAUUGUCCCACCCCUCUGUGCCUCAAGCCCUAGGUCAGAUGUGGGUUCUCCUUCAUUCAUGACAAUGAUGGAAGGGCUGGCCUGGCUCCUCUAUGGCCACACACCUUUGUCCCAGAAAAGAAAGGCAGGCCCAGGGCAUCAUUGUUGCCGUGUUUUUUUCUACUUCACAGGAAUAUAGAGAAAGAGUGCUAGUUGGAACUUGGUCCUGGCCCUGGUCCUUCCUAAUGCUCCCCAGACCCACCAGUGCCUCAGCAGGCCCCUCAGCCAAGUGUGACCGAGGCCCAGGGAUGGCAUCUCAUAGCGUCCAGGGACUUUGCCAGCUUUUGCAUUGGUGGCAAUUUUCAAACCCAAAGCUGCUGUCCAAGGUUUGCCCCAAUACAGGUACCUCCAGUCUGUCCUUCAGCCGCAGGCAGGGUUGGGGGACUGACCGUUGUUGCCUCAAGACAGCCCAUCUUUGACUACACCAGAUAACGGCUGUGGCUUUGUGUGUGUGUGUUUUCUUUCUCUUUCGUCGUCCUUUUUUCUUCUCCCUGACGCGUGUAAAGGAGAGGACUAGAAGGAACGGUUCCCACCUCUCGGAGGACAACGGACCCAAAGCGAUCGAUGUGAUGGCACCCUCCUCAGAGUUGACUGCAUUCAGCCAGUGCCAAAAGAGGAGCCCAGUCUCGCUACCAAAUUCCAGUCCAUCGGGGUUCAGGUAGAGGACGACUGGCGAAGCAGUGCCCCCUCUCACAGCAUGUCCUCCCGACGGGACACUGACUCAGAUACCCAGGAUGCCAAUGACUCGAGCUGUAAGUCAUCUGAGAGGAGCCUUCCAGACUGUACCCCACAUCCCAACUCCAUCAGCAUCGAUGCUGGGCCUCGGCAGGCCCCCAAGAUUGCCCAGAUCAAGCGCAACCUCUCCUAUGGAGACAACAGCGACCCUGCCCUAGAGGCAUCGUCACUGCCCCCACCUGACCCCUGGCUUGAGACCUCCUCCAGCUCCCCGUCAGAGCCAGCACAGCCAGGGGCCUGCCGCCGAGAUGGCUACUGGUUCUUGAAGCUUCUGCAGGCAGAAACAGAGCGGCUGGAAGGCUGGUGCUGCCAGAUGGACAAGGAGACCAAAGAGAACAACCUCUCUGAAGAAGUCUUAGGAAAAGUCCUCAGUGCUGUGGGCAGUGCCCAGCUACUGAUGUCCCAGAAAUUCCAGCAGUUCCGGGGCCUCUGUGAGCAAAACUUGAACCCUGACGCCAACCCACGUCCAACAGCCCAGGACCUGGCAGGUUUCUGGGACCUGCUACAGCUGUCCAUAGAGGACAUCAGCAUGAAGUUUGAUGAACUCUACCAUCUCAAGGCCAACAGCUGGCAGCUGGUGGAGACGCCCGAGAAGAGGAAGGAAGAAAAGAAACCACCCCCUCCAGUCCCAAAGAAGCCAGCCAAAUCCAAGCCAGCGGUGAGCCGCGACAAGGCCUCAGACGCCGGGGACAAGCAGCGUCAGGAGGCCCGCAAGAGACUCCUGGCGGCCAAGCGGGCAGCUUCCGUGAGGCAGAACUCAGCCACAGAGAGUGCGGACAGCAUCGAGAUUUAUGUCCCCGAGGCCCAGACCCGGCUCUGAGACCAGGAAGCAGGAAGCAAACAAUUUUAAGUCAUUUUUAAAAACCACACAAACUAAAUGCAAAUGGAACGGAAAUUUUCUCAACCUUUAAUAUGGUUGUUCUAUCUAGAGACCCUGAGCCAACUUUCAAAUUGACGCAUACAAGGGCUCACAAUUUGGCUUUUUUGGGUCCCUCCCAGCUUUAGGUUUAUGAAGACUUCACACACAAAAAAGUCAACAAAACCACAAAACUAUAAAACUUUUUUUUUCCUCUUGCUGGCCAUGGUGGACUAGAUAGAUGAACUUCGGCAACUCCCCGGCCCAGCCUCCAGACUGCAGUCUUUAUACUUGUUCUGUCUAAUGAGAACUUAAACUAGCGUGUUUACAAGACAAGGACAGUCCAAGGGCAGCCUUGGGCACCUGCCAUGUCCUUCCUUCUUUUCCCAGCUACCCCUGCUCUGACCUCGGAGUUUUCAUUCUUACGUUUCUCUUUUCCCUUCAGAGCUCACACAGGGGUCACUACCCCGGCUGGCAGCUUUCUAGUUCUCAGACCUUUUUGUGGCGGAGAGCCGAGAGGACAGAGAGAUGGACAUGCGUUCCCUCCCCCGCUAAGUGCUCACACACAGUCACACACGUGCACACACACAGAUGUAGGUUCCUCCCAGCAGAAGCAGCGCUCACCCUGUUAUCUGCCAGGGUCGGGCUGGUGAUGUGCCUCCCUGAGAAGAUGAGGCGGGUUUAAGUCUUUGGGGGGAAAUGAGAUAAAAGCUAUAGUAUCACACUCCAGGCUCCCACCUUUUUCGUCUCUCCAGCCCUUCUUUCAGCAAAACGUGUGACUCAGAGUGACUCACAAGGGUCACUCAAGAGAGGGACCCCCCCAUUUGUCUGUCCCUGGCCGAGCCUGUGUACAGUACCCGAAGGGCUGGCAGCUGUGUCUGUAGUAUGUGUACAUAUGCACAUAGACCUUAGAGUGUAUAUUUAACAAACGCCCAUCUGCUCACCCAUGCCCACUAGUGCCACCGCUGGCUCUUGGGGCACCUGGCAGGAGGCAGGUGUGUGAAUAGCAUAUAUUUUUACAUGUACUAUAUCUAGGUGUGUGUACAAGUGUGUGUAAAAAUAUAUACCUUGUGUGUAAGCAGCCCUUUUUUUUUUUUUGGCCUCCCACCUUCCUAGCCUCUGAGUUUUCUGUUCUAUUUUUUUACCCCAACCACCUUUCUCUCUCCCCCUGCCCCCUAGCUCCUCUCCCAGGGUGUCAUGAGCCCUGAGCUGCAGUGGCCCAGGCCUGCAAGCGGGGUGGGGAGGGCAGGGGGAGGGGGAGGCUCAGCCUGCAGCAAGCUCAGUGCACAAAGGCUGCUCUCUACUUGGUGUAGACUACAGCACCAGAGACAUCCUUAUGUCUGGUACUUGCUGCAGGGGCCCCAGGUGAACCGAGGGCCUGCUCUGGGGCCCCAUUCCAGCUUGGCCACCGUCUGUGACCUUGGGCAAGUCACUUGACCUCUGUGUGCCUCAACUUCCUCCUCUGUAAAAUGGGGACAGUCCCUGCCCCUCCCUACCUCACAGGCAUGUUGUGAGAAUAAAUGAGGUAACGUGUA
Messenger RNA from Miniopterus natalensis, 4843 nucleotides. It is a transcript of the gene DLGAP4, whose product is annotated as DLG associated protein 4. Gene Ontology annotation, molecular function: molecular adaptor activity. Lineage: Eukaryota; Metazoa; Chordata; Mammalia; Chiroptera; Miniopteridae. Gene Ontology annotation, cellular component: postsynaptic specialization; glutamatergic synapse. The record is from RefSeq and is a predicted model, not a curated record. Gene Ontology annotation, biological process: signaling.